Salmo salar (Atlantic salmon) is the source of this 3722-nucleotide messenger RNA. Lineage: Eukaryota; Metazoa; Chordata; Actinopteri; Salmoniformes; Salmonidae. The record is from RefSeq and is a predicted model, not a curated record.
CUAGUUAAAUACAUUAAACAUAUAUAUAUAUAUGUAACAAUCAACCGUGGUUUCAGACGAGGGAGCUAGGAUUCGCAUUACAGUGGGUACACUCGGUUUACUCCGGUGCAGCAGCCACAUAUAUGCUCCGUAUUGAAACACGUGAGCAGUCAAACCAUAUCAUGAAAAUAAUAUAUUUCUUACAAACCAUUUUACCGCAUACUUAUGACGUUAUUCAGUGGUUACUUGUAGCUGUUUUUGCGAUGGUGGGCACACUGUAAAUUGCAUGUAAUGUAAUCCACAUUCCUAGACAUCAAACUAGCGCUGGAGUCAGAGUAGUUUUAUCGAGUGCACUCUCAGAAUUUGUGAUGAGGCGGGAAAUGGCGUCCAAAGAGCCCGUCGAUGGUCUGUGGUUCUGAACACAGCUGGCAGCGUUAACGACGGCCAGACUUCUCUCUCUCUCGGUGGCCGCCCUGUUGCGGCUACCAGUGUGGACAGGCAAGCGGCAAGUUUGGUUACGAAUUUAUUGGACCGUCGUUGUAAUAUAUAUUGCCCUGUCUGCUUGCUGUGCUGCCACACCAGUCUUCCAUGUAACGUGUAGGAUGAUGAGGUUGAGAGUGCGGAAAGCUUCUCAGCAGCCCAGCACUAAACCUGGUCCCAAAUCCAGCCCCGGCCGUCCAGCCUCAGCCCCACGCCCAGCCCAGGCCAAGAGGAAACACUGUGAGGUGGAGACCACUGCCGCGACCAGGAGAGGCCCCAGAAUGCAGAAGAAUGAGACAGGCCUGUUUUCCACCAUCAAGAAGUUCAUCAGGGGAAAUGCUGUCAAGAUGGAGCAUGACAUCCCAGCUAAGAGGAGUCGUAUUGAUUGUAAAGUGGACAGCAGCAACCUGAUCACGUCUUCUCCUCAUCCUCCUAACAAAGCUAUCCCCGGGGGCUGCAGGAGAAGGGCUAACAAACCUGAUCCAAUGACGUUGAACAGUAAGCCCCUGAAGCCCAAUGGAAAACUGGAAGUCCCCGUGGAGGUAGCCAUCAGCCCUCCUCGCACUACUCUCCUGGGGACCAUCUUCUCACCAGUCUUCAACUUCUUCUCACCUGCAACCAAGACGGCCACUCUUGGGUCUGACUCACCUGGGCAGGUGCUGGAGGCUGAGGAGAUUGUGAAGCAGCUGGAGGUGGAGGAAAUGUCCACCAGUACCCCCACAUCUACAGAAGGCAUCGUCCUGUCUCCUGUUGCCCCAGCUCCAGUACCACCACCGGCUCCCCUGGCUACACCAGAACCACCUGUCGAGGAAGGGGAGAUGGUUACAGAAACAGAUAUGCCCCCUCUAACAGCUCCGGGAUGCACCCCAGUCAGCUGUUACUCCCACGCUCCUCCCACGGCCCCUGCAGACGGCACCUACGAGGAGGACUGGGAAGUCUUUGAUCCGUACUUCUUCAUCAAGCAUGUGCCUCCGUUGACUGAGGAGCAGAUAGCCAGGAAACCAGCACUGCCUCUCAAAACACGCAGCACACCAGAGUUCUCCCUGGUCCUAGAUUUAGACGAGACGUUGGUGCACUGUAGUCUGAAUGAGUUGGAGGACGCAGCCCUGACCUUCCCUGUCCUGUUCCAAGAUGUAAUCUACCAGGUGUAUGUGCGGUUGAGGCCGUUCUUCAGAGAGUUCCUGGAGCGCAUGUCUCAAAUUUACGAGAUCAUUCUGUUCACUGCCUCUAAGAAGGUGUAUGCAGACAAGUUACUGAACAUCCUGGACCCCAAGAAACAGUUGGUCAGGCAUCGGUUGUUUCGUGAGCACUGUGUGUGUGUUCAAGGAAACUACAUCAAGGACCUAAACAUUCUUGGAAGAGAUCUGUCAAAAACCAUAAUAAUCGACAAUUCACCUCAAGCCUUCGCCUAUCAGCUUUCCAAUGGGAUUCCCAUCGAGAGCUGGUUCAUGGACAGGAAUGAUAACGAGCUCCUCAAGCUGGUUCCUUUCCUGGAGAAGCUAGUGGAGAUGAAUGAGGACGUAAGGCCUUACGUCAGAGACCGGUUUCGUCUUCACGAUCUCCUUCCUCCAGACUGAUUUGUGAUUGGUUGACCCAGCAGGCUAACCCAUAGAAAUAUAGAAUCUAUAUUUAUAUUAGAAUGUUCGUUCUAAUUCUAUGGACUAGUCCCUGCAGUACAUGGAGAGGGAUGCCUUCCUUUCAACACAGCGGAGAUGAGGAGAAUCACGUUUAACUGACUCAAAUGAGGAUGUUGUUUUAUAUGGAUCUCUGUCUACAACUACGUUUUCAUUACCGAUUAACAUUUUCAUGAAAAUACCAACAACAAAACGCCAUUGCAGAGGAUUUUCUUGUUACAGAAAACAACAAAACACCAAUCUUUAUAAUUCCUGAAGCUAUGUACAGUUUGAGUAUUUGUAUAUGUUUUGUAUUCUCGAACUAAACUGUUAUACUCAAACUAAACUGUAUCCCCAGACUAGAGCAAUCCCCUUGUAUUGUAAAAGGCUUCUGCCUAGACGGACGUCUUGUUUAUUCUUGAAAGUAGGGCCGUGUUUGUUAGGGCACAAACGUUUUGCAACUAAGGAAAAUAAAACGUUUCUGAUUGGACAAGUCCAGGCAGAACCUCUCCAAUUUGGACCGUUUUCUUCGGUUUGGUGCCUAAAUGAACAGGACCGUGGCGACUUUCUGGGAGAUAUUUCUCAUCUGCAGCUACAAUUUUGGACUGACUGAACUGAAUGUCAUGCAGUAUUUGAGUGUGAGGACCUGACUGCUCCAGACUCAUUUGAACAGGAAUGGGCAGUCAAACCUGUAUAAUAUACACACUCGAUUACAUGUGUAUAUAUGACGGAUAUAUUUUUUUUUUUACUUUUCACUGUGCUUCUGAUGUUAGUAUGCAUUCCUCUUUUAACUGACUGCUUCUUUUACAUAUUUUUUUUAAACCUUUGGGGGGGGGAUAAGUGAUUUUUCUGUUGUCUGCCUGCAAAUUUUGCAUCCCAAAAGGCAACCUAUUCCUUAUAUAGUGCACUGUUUGACCACAGCCCUAUGGGACCUAUUCCCUAUAUAGUGCACUAUACACUAGAAUAGGGUGUAAUUUGGUAUGCAUGCUUAUUUCCUAGUCUGCUUUUUAGUCCCAUUUUUUUUUAAGUGCAGUUUAUGUGGUCUCUAACAAUGUGCGGGUUUUAAACUAUCUUUUAGGAGGAAAUGUUUAUGAAAUCAUCAUGAUGUGUAUAGGUCGUAAUGUUAAUGUAGUAUAAGGUUUCACUUGAAGACCAUUCAACAAGCCAUAAUGAUGGCCCAGAUAUUAAUUUAGAAAAUGUAUAUUUGAGAUUUCACCACUUUUUUUGUAAAGAUCUUUAAAAAUACCCUUAAGAUGCUCUGUUUUUAGGGUGUGAUGAAGAGUUUAAGGAGGAAGGAAGGCUUCGGAGCUCCUGCACUUUUUGUAAAAAAAAAAAAAAAAAUACUUUUAAAUCCAGCCCUAUGUAAAAAUCAUUUUUUUUGUACACAAGUUAUCACCUCAAUUGUUAUGUCCGGACUAUUUUGAAAUCGUAGCACCAGCAAAACGGCUAACAUUUUGUUUUAUCUUUUAAAUCAUGUUUUUCAAUGCUGUUCUUAGUCUUGUGUGGAAUCUCUUAUGUACCAGUCUGAAAGUUUGGCCGAUAAGACUCUGUUGUCAUUGAUCAUCUUGGACGGUCACUCCUGUUGUACUCGGUGUUACUCAAUGGUGUCCUUGAUCAUAAAUACAUUUUUAUACAAUUAAUGAAAAUGAA